AUGGCGCCGAUAGCAAAACGACCGCGUCAAACAGACGAGUUUGACAACCCGCCAGCGCUGCCUACCUCUGCCGGCACUGGCGCCGGUGGUACGUAUUACGACAACGUACCUGGAACCUCCAUGACCCGACCUCUCGGUUCGCUACCAGUGUCCGGGCCCUCGUUCUCGACAUAUCCUGCGGCUACCGCUCCCACCACAUCCGCAGCGGCAACAGCAGCGGCGGCGACCAACGGCGCGAACGGCACAGCAGCGUAUCUUAGCUCCGGGGUCGAAGACGACGAGGAAAUGGCACCACCCAAGAGUUCAUCCACAACAGUAGGAGCGCGUGGCCGGGGGCGCGGCAGGGGAAGAGGUCGAGGCAGAGGUCGCGGUCGAGGUGCCUCCGCCGCUUCCGCUACCGCUACCGCCGAACACAAAGUGCACUACGCCAAUGGCCACCACGACGACGCAGCAUCCGACAUCUCGCCGCCCAACCCGCUCACCUUCCAGUGUCGUGCGUGCUUUCGCUUGCUCGCCGACUCGCUCGCAUUCGUCGCCACCGACCCCGACCUUGGCUACGUCAUCCUCUCCGACGUUAGCGAGAUUGUCGUACAAGACAGCUCGUAUGAAACAUCCACCGAGCCGGGCAAAGACAUCGGCUCCACCUUCGCUCGCCUGCGCUGCGUGGGUUGCAACUCCACCGUUGGGCGUAAUUACCGCACAACGCCGCGAGACUUGGACGAUCUGCGUGACUGCUACUCGCUCGAGGUAGAUGCGGUGUAUACGUACCAGCUCGGGUCGAACUAUACGAGGCAGAUCGAGGAACAGGAGAAUGGGCGCAGGAAUAAGGCCGAUCGUGCGUCGAUACAAAUGAAUGGCGGUGCAAGAGAAAGUGCGACGACUGGGGAGGACACACAGGCCCUCAUCAACAAGAUGGAGAGGACUCGGGCACUAACCAUCGAACUCAGCGAUAGGUUGAUCAAGGCUGAAGAAGAGAUUCGUCGGUACAGUGCGCUAGUCGACGAGUUGAUGCAGAAUAAACCGGACGCCGAAAAUAGUGCUGCACCCCCAUUACCACUGGAACAGGAGGCGCAGCAACAACAAAACCGACACGACACGCCGCCAGCAGAUGCAGGAGAUUCACCCUCGUUGGCGAUCUUACCAAGUGCAUCACCUUUCGAGGCAGCAGAGCAGCUCCCCCUCCGCUCACCAGAACCAGAGCCACAAGAAGAACCGCAAGCAGAAGUCGAAGCAGAAGAAGCAGAAGCAGAAGCGAAGGCAGACGCAGCCGCAGAAGCACAAGAUGCAACUUCUCAGAACGGAGAACUAGCAUCUGCUAGUCAAUCCAUCAAACCGGACUCGUCGCAGUCCUCGUCACGCAAAGUGGGCGCCCCCUCAAAGACGUAUGCGUCACUCACACGGUCAACGCGGACUACUCGACGAAUGUAG
This is a messenger RNA of Sporisorium graminicola, 1428 nucleotides long. RefSeq lists its product as uncharacterized. The coding region runs from base 1 to 1428 and encodes 475 amino acids. Gene Ontology annotation, cellular component: chromosome, centromeric region; chromatin; nucleus. NCBI's taxonomy places the organism in Eukaryota, Fungi, Basidiomycota, Ustilaginomycetes, Ustilaginales, Ustilaginaceae. Gene Ontology annotation, biological process: chromosome segregation; CENP-A containing chromatin assembly. The transcript has a single exon. The record is from RefSeq and is a predicted model, not a curated record.